Messenger RNA from Iphiclides podalirius (scarce swallowtail), 1323 nucleotides. The record is from the annotation of a GenBank genome assembly. NCBI's taxonomy places the organism in Eukaryota, Metazoa, Arthropoda, Insecta, Lepidoptera, Papilionidae.
AUGGGCUCGUCUCACAGUGCUGAAGUACCUGGAGGUGGUUCAGAAGGGUAUCAUGUUUUGCGGGUUCAAGAAGGUUCCCCUGGACAAAAAGCCAAUUUGGAGCCAUUUUUUGACUUUAUUGUAGCUAUUGAAAAUGUUAGAUUAGACCAAGAUAAUGAUAUUCUGAAGGAAUUGUUAAAGAAAAAUGUUGAUAAAACAAUUAAGAUGCUAAUUUAUAGCAGCAAAACACAAUCAGUUAGAGAGGUAAUUUUAACACCUAGUGCCAAUUGGGGAGGACAAGGACUUCUUGGUGUAAGCAUAAGAUUUUGCUCCUUUGAAGGAGCUAAUGAAAAUGUAUGGCAUGUUUUGGAAGUGCACCCUUCUUCACCAGCUGAAAUAGCUGGAUUAAGACCCUUCACAGACUAUAUAAUUGGAGCUGACUCUAUCAUGCAUGAGAGUGAAGAUUUCUUUACAUUAAUUGAAGCUCAUGAAGGGAGAGCUUUGAAACUGUUUGUGUAUAACACAUCAGAUGAUACAUGUCGUGAAGUUCACAUAACACCAAACCAUAAUUGGGGAGGACAAGGCAGUCUUGGAUGUGGGAUUGGGUAUGGUUAUUUGCACAGGAUCCCAAUAAGGAAUGGUUCUACUAUCCCUACCGAAAAAUCAUACAAUGUCACCACUCCAUUGACAUCAUCACAGAGCCUUCAGGAAAAUAUUAUGGCUGGUGUACAAAAUCUAAAUAUAAAUGAGGAAAAAGUUGCACUUGUGAGUGGUGCUCAAAUUGAAAUGUCACAAGAAGGACCUAUGCAAAAAAAUCCUCCAUCUCCUUUCCUGUCUGGUGUUCCUAUGGUUAAUCCAGGAGGGAAUUAUAACACAGCUGUGCCAGAUUCUCAAACAGUUAUGUCUCAACAACCAACCUUACAAACACAAUCUGUUGUUUCAAACAUGGCUGCAUAUUCCAGCAAUUUAGCUGAUGCCACUCUCACCAAUUUAGGCAGUAUACCAUCAGUGUCAAACAUGCAGCCACCAGCACCUCUGCCCAGCCUACCAGGCAUUCCAAUGAACCAACCACAACCUUACAUACCUAUGAUGCUUAGCUACACACACCAGCAAGUGCCGACCUCUGAAGCGUACCCGCAAGCUGCUCAAAAUCUGGUCCCUACAUUCGACAUGAGCAGUUUCAACCAAACUACCAUGCUACCCCCAAUGACGAGUGGCCUGCCCGUAGUAACGCCUGUAUCGCUGCCCGGCAUGCCGUCUAUUACAGUCAGCGCCACGCUGCCGGUGUCGACAAUGCAGGAGAUCCAUCAACAACAAACGUUACAGCAGCAAGACUUGUUAUCG